Microstroma glucosiphilum is the source of this 998-nucleotide messenger RNA. RefSeq lists its product as hypothetical. Bases 166 to 729 code for a protein of 187 amino acids. The transcript is spliced from 5 exons. The record is from RefSeq and is a predicted model, not a curated record. NCBI's taxonomy places the organism in Eukaryota, Fungi, Basidiomycota, Exobasidiomycetes, Microstromatales, Microstromataceae.
GCAAAGGCAAACCUUAGGCUAGCCAAGAGGUCAAGAGUACAUUGCGCUUCUUGAAUUGACACCUUCUUCCAACACUUCCCCUUCUAUCCUUUACAACUUCAAUUCUCCUUCUAGUCUUGUCACACAGCACCCACACUUCACCCCACAACCCAACACACCUACAUAAUGGACAGCAUCAUCUCCAUGGGACAAAAGUACCUCAGCGGCCAGAGCGGCGGCGGCGGCGGUAGCAGCGGAGGCUUUGACUUUUCAUCGCUGGCUUCCCUCGCACAGCAACAUGACACUCAGGGCAGUGGUGAUUCUGACCUAUUUGGGAAUGCCGCCUCUUUCUUGCAGAACAACGACCAGAACCCAGAUGAUGUAGAUGAGGACGAGAUGUCUCAGCAUGAGCAAAAAGUCAAUCAGGGUGGUCAGGCCCACUCGACGGAAAUUGGAAAUGCUGCUGCCGUCUCUUCCAUCAAGAACAUGCUCAGCGGUGGUGGCCUUGGCGGUAUGCUCGGCGGCUCUUCUGGAGACUCGAGCUCUAGCGGAGGUGGCAUGCAGCAGAAGAUCGUCUCCAUGGCCAUGGCUCAAGCCGCGGCAUUGUUCGACCAGAAGCAGGCCAACGGCGAAGUCACUGGUGGUGACAAGCAGUCUGCCGUCAAUUCUGCUGGCUCUGCUGCCACAAAGCUCAUGCUGAAGUACGGAGCUGGUGGUAACAUGGGUGUGCUGGCUUCCAAGUUCAUGUAGAGAGCCACAGCAUAGAGAGAAGGUGGACGAAAGACGUUGAAAGAAAUUGCAACAUAGUCGUUCAUUCACACACUUGCCAAGGUGUUUCAGAGAGGUUCUGACAGCUGCCACGUACCCUUCCUUGACUUGACACAGAGGCGAGGUGUCGUAGGCUAUGAGUCUCGCCGCCCUAUCUCCACCUUUUCCACGAUGCUGCACCACAUGAAUCUCUCUCAAUACCAUAGUCCACGUCUACUUUCGGCGCUCUACGUCGUCAUAGCGUCUUCCCC